CCCAGUGCAUCCCUAAGCUGAGCACACAACACACACGAGCCACCAAUCAUGGAGCAAGCAACGUACUACCUCAGUCUCUUCUUGGCUCUUCUCCUCCCCCUCUUCCUCCACAAGCUCAUUAGGAAGCGCGACGGCGGGAGGCUGCCGCCUGGCCCCUGGCGCCUGCCGGUCAUCGGCAGCCUGCACCAUCUUGCUGGUAAGCCGCUCAUCCACCGAGCCCUGGCGGACAUAGCGCGCCGGCUGGAUAACGCGCCCCUCGUGUACCUCAAGCUCGGCGAGGUGCCCGUCGUCGUGGUCUCGUCCCACGACGCCGCGCGCGAGGUCAUGAAGACGCAGGACGUCACGUUUGCGACGCGCCCAUGUAACCCGACCACCAAGAUCAUCAUGUCCGACGGGGUGGGGGUGGCCUUCGCUCCCUACGGUGACCACUGGCGGCAGCUCCGCAAGAUCUGCAUCAUGGAGCUUCUCAGCGCCCGCCGGGUGCAGUCCUUCCGGCAUGUCCGGGAGGAGGAGGUCGGGCGCCUACUCACCGCCAUCGCUGCGGCGCCACCUGGCGAGACCUUCAACGUCAGUCAGGGCCUCGCCGUGCUCAUCACCGACUCCACCAUACGUGCCAUGGUCGGGGACAGGUUCAAUAGGCGGGACGAGUUUCUGGAGAACCUCCGGGGCGGGGUCAAGCUCCUCUCCGGGUUCAACCUUGUCGACUUGUUCCCCUCCUCGAGGCUCGCCAGGUUCCUCACCAACUCGUCUCGGCUGGCGUGGGAGAACCACACCAAAAGCUUCGAGCUUAUUGACUACGCCAUGAAGCAACACGAGGAGCUCAAGGCCACCGCCGCGUCCAACGGUAAUGUGAAGGACGAGGAGAAAGAGGACCUACUAGACGUGCUCCUCAGGAUACACAAGGAAGGUAGCCACGACGUGCCUUUUACCAUGGGAUCCAUCAAAUCUCUUAUCGUCGACCUGUUUAGUGCUGGGAGCGAGACAUCCGCGACAACGCUCCAAUGGGCCAUGUCGGAGCUCAUGAGGAACCCCAACGUGAUGAGGAAAGCACAAGCCGAAGUACGAGAAAAUAUCAAAGGUAAGCCAAACGUCACCGAGGAUGACUUGGCAGACCUCAAGUACUUGAGACUCGUCAUCAAGGAGACACUUAGGUUGCAUCCGUCUGUGCCCUUGCUUCUCCCGCGCGAGUCCACCGAGACAUCCAAAGUCCUAGGGUAUGAUGUUCCCAAAGGAACCACUGUAUUCGUGAACACAUGGGCAAUCUGUAGAGACCCCAAGUAUUGGGACGCCGCCGAGGAGUUCAAGCCAGAGCGGUUUGAGUCCGGCUCCGUCGAUUUCAAGGGAACCAACUUCGAGUACACACCUUUCGGGGCAGGCCGAAGGAUAUGUCCUGGAAUGUUAUUUGCCCAGUCUAUCAUGGAGCUCGCCCUCGCGGCUCUUCUCUACCACUUCGACUGGGAGCUUCCCCAUGGGGUUAAGCCAGAAGAGCUUGACAUGACAGAGCAAAUGGGCCUCGCCGUCGGUCGGAAGAAUGACCUAUAUCUGUUUGCCAAGACCAAGGUUCCACUUGAUGGCGCAAUUUAGCGACUUCAAACAUCAC
Messenger RNA from Lolium rigidum, 1600 nucleotides. RefSeq names its product desmethyl-deoxy-podophyllotoxin synthase-like. The coding region runs from base 49 to 1584 and encodes 511 amino acids. The transcript is spliced from 2 exons. Gene Ontology annotation, molecular function: iron ion binding; oxidoreductase activity, acting on paired donors, with incorporation or reduction of molecular oxygen; heme binding. The record is from RefSeq and is a predicted model, not a curated record. NCBI's taxonomy places the organism in Eukaryota, Viridiplantae, Streptophyta, Magnoliopsida, Poales, Poaceae.